This is a messenger RNA of Phalaenopsis equestris, 1658 nucleotides long. Its product is annotated as probable transcription factor PosF21. The transcript has 4 exons. The coding region runs from base 568 to 1416 and encodes 282 amino acids. Gene Ontology annotation, cellular component: nucleus. NCBI's taxonomy places the organism in Eukaryota, Viridiplantae, Streptophyta, Magnoliopsida, Asparagales, Orchidaceae. The record is from RefSeq and is a predicted model, not a curated record. Gene Ontology annotation, molecular function: DNA-binding transcription factor activity.
AGCUUGGUGGGCGGGAUCAGUUCAAUGCCUUUCGUGGCAUUGUGCUCUUCUUAUGCCCUCUCUCCUCCUCCACUCCGCCAUUGGAGGAUCGACCGGCCUGUUUUCCAGGUUUCCGCUCCGCAUAUGGUGGAAUUUCCGUUUCCUGAUCUAAAAUCGCUGGUUUCUGUUCUAUUUUCGAUGGUUUCUGCCGAUUGUGCGGUUAGCUUCUUAAUACUUCUCAAAGAAGCUAAAAGUUGGAAUUUUCCUCGCCCGCCUUUUCUCGAUUCUUUGACGUUGCCCACUUAUUUUGCUAGGGUAUCGGUGGUAUGGUUUCCAAUAGUCAUUUGCAGGUGUUAUUCUUUGUUCAUUUCUAAUUUUUCCGAUCCGACUCCUUGGUGAUAUGCAUCUAUUAUUUGAGUUAGCUCAGGUGCUUUAUUUUUGAGAAGCUACUUGGGUUUGAAGGGUACGUCCUUUCGUUGGAGAGAGUUUAUGAGUCGAAGAGACGGAGGUGGCAUCUCUCCACUAGAUUCGCCUUGAUAUGGUCGUUUUAAGUCGACAAAGAGCAAUUUUCCCGUGAAAUCUGUAACUAUGGCUUCAUCUUCUUCUCAAUCCCCAGCUACAGUAGCCUCAAAAUCUGUUAUUGGGGUCAAUGUAUCCACCGAUGCUGGGCAGUUCAGCCAGGACAUUAGUACAAUUCGAGAUUUUCCUACACGAAUUAUUAGCCACAGACGUUCUUGGUCGGAGAUUCUUGGCCUCUCAGAUGAUUUCAGGCUUUACAGUGACCAUGGGGUUGUUGACUGCAUGGAUGGUCCAUCAAAUUUUCAUGUUACUGAAGAUGAUCUCUUUCUAAUGUACAUUGAUCUUGGAAACGUUGACGCAUAUUCUGGAACUUCAGGGGAGGCCUCACAAUUGGGUGAUACUUCAGGCGCUGCAUCACUUAAUGUCCCUUCACAACAGACAGAGAACCUGGCAUCAAGUUUGAUUGAUAAACUGAAGUUUAGGGAUGUGCAUAGUUACUCUUUGGAGGGUUCCACUUCAGCAAAAUCACAGCUAUUGGCAACUGGGUUGGAGAUUGCAUCACAUAAAGAAACAUGGAAAGCCAUUUUAGCUGCAAAGCUUGCUGAUCUUGCCCUCAUAGAUCCACAGCGAGCUAAAAAAAUAUGGGCAAACUUUCAAUCUGCUGCUAGAUGGAAGGAAAGUAUGACUCGCCAAGUGGCAGAUCUUGCACGAGAUAUACCCGCACGGGCAGCUCAGUUGGAUGCAGUGAUGAGGAACAACGAUGCGUUGCGUGCUGAAAACGAUGAUUUGAAGCUGCGUUUACAAGCCAUUGAACAGCGGAUCAACCUACUGAAUGAACAAAAUGUUACAAUGCUCAAUGAGGUGCUGCGAUUGACUUUAGUUGCUGGAGAGAUGUAUCCCAAUGCGUCAAGGCUUUAAGGGCAAUUUUAUCAAGGAUGUUGAUCAAAUACAAUUGGUAUGUUCCUGCGUUAGAGAGACAUUUUAGUUUAAGCAAUGCUUUGAGAAUAAAUAUACGAGGAAACAAUAGCGGUCUGUUCUUCUUUAUUAUUACCAUGCUGGGUUAAAUCUUUUGGGAAAGCUUUUUUUUUUCCUCUUAUUUUUGGUGGUUUCCUCUACCUUGUCAGAUUUGAAGUGCAUAUUCAAAUAUUAUAUCUCUAAAA